UUUGUCUCUGUGAGCAGAACAAUAAAGUUACUCGAAAGGAGGGCUUCAAAAACAUGGCGCUUUUUUAAGACAGAAAAGUGUGAAGGAGGAAAAAGAGUGUGAAAGGGAAGAAGUGUGAGGGCAGCAUGGGGGUCGCAAUGGACGUGAAGAAGGUUUAUCCUUACCCUUUUAAGGAGGUGGUGACCAGUUACCUGAACAAGUAUCCAACACCUUUAGAGAAACAUGUUGCAUCUAUCAAAACUGUAGACGAACAAUCGGACCCAGAAACUGGCAUUGUGUACAGGCGGAGGAUUGCAGCUUGCAAUAAUGUUGUUCCAUCGUUUCUAAGAAGGUGCAGUAUCUUAAAAGUGGAAAAUAUAUACAUGGAAGAAGAAUCUUGGCUGGAUAUGAAAGCAAGAGUGAUGACUCUAAAGAGCCGCUGUUUAACAUGGACCCAGUAUGCAUCCAUGAAUGAGGAGUCUGUGUACAAGGAAUGUGAAGAGAAUCCAAACUGGACAGAAUUUAUUCAGAGAGGGACCAUAUCGAUCACUGGCGCCGGAUUACUCAACCGUGUUCUGGAAACCUUUGCACAAGCAUUUUUAAAACAAGGAAUCAAAAAGAGUAUUUCCAUCAUGGAGGUGAUUCUUCAGGAACGAUAUGGUUGCCCUUUCUCCUAACCUGGGUCUGUUGACUCCUUGUGGAAUUACAUGACGGAGUAUAAAAUUAUUUGGGCUUUUUUAUCUAUGGUAUUUUAUAAGGACUUGCAAAUGUUUUCAUUGCCAAUGCACUUGAGAAGUGAUCUGUCAGUUUUAAUGGCUCAUUUACCUCGAACUUCCCAACUGCUAUUUAGGAGCCCAUCUGUAAAGACUUCAGAGUGCAGAAGAAAUUCACAUACACUUGGAGAAAUCGAUGCACAAACUGCGAGAGCUAUGCAGUAACAUGGAUCCGUCCAGGAGUCAAAAUCUGACAUGUUUUUCCUCAAUGCUUCUAUCAUUGUUCUGUAUUUUGUCUUUUACAAGAGAAACCUCAUACAAGUACUGUGUGACUUGCACAUUCCAAGAUGAGUGAUGUAAAAUUUGGGGAAAUGGGCCUGUUCUUUUGGAGCCUAAACGGAGCAUUUUAAAGGCCAAUUUCAUCUUUGGUGAACAAACAUUGCUGGAAUGGAGACAAAGGAAAGUAGAGCAUUAGGUUGCAUGUACCCAGCAUUUAUUAAAGGGUAACUUCACUUGUUAUGUUGUACUGAAAAAGUACUGUUUUAUAUUUAGACUGUGCAAAAAAAUUCUAUGCAGCACUAAAGCUGGGGUGAAAAUCAGCUUAAAGUGGUUAGACAGGAACUGGCUAGCUUUCGGCCUGUGUGUGCAGCUGUCUGCUCUUACGACAAGCUGCUGUCAAACGUGUAUGCUGGGAAGCACUGUUCGGUGUGAUCUGGCGGGGGGUGUGCGAGCAAGUGCCCCUGUCAAACACAAUAGUACAGCAGAGGAGAUCGCUGCAUUAACAUCGCUUGUGUUAGUGUGGCGAUCUCUCAUUUUUUUUCCGUUGUACAAAAAUAAACUUAUAGUUUACCCAGCUUAAGGCAACACUCAUCCAACACAUAUGCGCUUCAGUGCACCAUAAUACACAGUAAUGCACGAACGUUCAUUGCAGUGCACUGUGUCAGGGAAAAAGAAGCGCAAGUCUGAUACAUAGUCUGUUCUGGCAGCCAAUUAAAAAUAAAAAAAAUAGCUGUCUUGACGCAACACACGUAUUGUGUGUUAACCAUGGAAUAACCCGCAAAGAUGUAAUGGUCCCUAUUAGCACUUCUGUUCUUGUUCAUGAAAAAUUCAGUUCAACUACAUUUUUAAAAAAAAUUACAAUAAUAGUUUUAGUUUAAGGAUUGUGAACCUUGUGUGAGACUGUUGGUCUCCAGAACACAAAGGGCUUGCUUUCUCAAGUACUAUUUGUUUUUUAAUUUUCUAUAAUCUCUUACAUUUUUUAUGAAUAUACAUUUUAAGUAAAGCCAUGGAAAACAUUUUUUUUUUAAGUCAUUGGAUAUACAGGGGAAUAGUUAGAGCAGCCUAUCUCAACCUAACAUAACUUUAAAGUGUCAUUAAACGCAGACUAUGAUAUACUGUCAUUACAUGCUAUAUAACCGUGUUCAUGCUCACAAAGCCACAUUUGUUUUGUGUGAAAUAUACCCUCAUUGAUCCUG
Molecule: messenger RNA, 2167 nt
Organism: Rana temporaria (common frog)
Lineage: Eukaryota; Metazoa; Chordata; Amphibia; Anura; Ranidae
Gene: PRELID2
Product: PRELI domain containing 2
Exons: 6
Coding region: 126-656 (176 amino acids)
Biological process (GO): phospholipid transport
Cellular component (GO): mitochondrial intermembrane space
Molecular function (GO): phosphatidic acid transfer activity
Source: RefSeq, a predicted model, not a curated record